CAUUUUACUUUUCUUCGGGUAGAAGGUUUUCCAGUUUGGGUGUAAAAAUCGUGUUUCGCUUUGAUUAGUUUUUGAUUGGAGCAAAUUUCUGCGUUCACUUUUAGCUUCGGUAGUGUUGAACAACAGCGAAACAAUCAAAAUGGGCGUUGAGGUCAUUCCAAUCUCCAACGGAGACCAAUCUACCUUCCCAAAGACCGGCCAGGUUGCAGUGGUCCACUACACUGGCACACUGGACAAUGGAACGGUGUUUGACUCUUCCCGCACUCGUGGAAAACCUUUCCGAUUCACCGUUGGCCGCGGGGAGGUCAUCCGUGGAUGGGACGAAGGUGUCGCUCAGAUGUCGGUUGGACAACGCGCCAAAUUGGUCUGUUCACCGGACUACGCAUACGGUAGCCGCGGCCACCCCGGAGUUAUCCCUCCGAAUGCUACUUUGACCUUCGACGUUGAACUGUUACGGGUCGAAUAAAUCAGCCAAAUUAACAUAAUGAAGUAACCGGUUAAAUCAGUGAAUCAAACAAAAAAUAGCAUACAAAUACGGAAAUAUUGAAGCAAUCCUUGAAACCGGGUUUGGUGUAUGAACUUUGACAACUUAUUACAAAACUAAUAUGGGAGGAACAGUAGAAUAUGCUAAAUCUUCAUUCAACAGUCGAUCAUGGGAAAAAAGGUCGCACUUGUAACUGUAGGUUUUCAAUCGACACUCACUAUCUAAACGAACUUUAUCUUUGAACAAAACAAAAAAAUUAACAAAUCAACAAACGAUGCAUUUAUACUGUCUACUUCUCUAUCGAUUUUUAGAAAAUUUAUUAUUAGAAAGCCAAUUGAGCUCCUGUAGUAUCAUCUUUGAGAUUGUGUAGCGUAAAAGCGAAAAAAUCUGUUCCAAUUUUGAUAGGUCCUUGCGGAAAACAUUUCGUAGUUGUGCAAAGAGCCUGCUCUGGCAGUGGGUUUUGGCAAUCUUUUCCACGUUUCAACUUCCGUUUUACAAUUCCAAAAACAUAUACAACAUAAAAAAAACGUUUCAAAUAAAAUACAACAUAAUACCAAACAUAUAUACAGAAAACAGAAAACUAAAAGCAAAAACAUUUAAAAUUUAACAGUUUAAAUGAGAGUCAUAUACCAUUCGACGUUGUAAUGCAAAAGAAAGAAUUAUUCAUAACUCUGUAUCUCAAUUAUAGAACAAAACAA
This is a messenger RNA of Sabethes cyaneus, 1182 nucleotides long. RefSeq names its product peptidyl-prolyl cis-trans isomerase Fkbp12 (gene Fkbp12). The coding region runs from base 140 to 466 and encodes 108 amino acids. Gene Ontology annotation, molecular function: peptidyl-prolyl cis-trans isomerase activity. The transcript is spliced from 3 exons. NCBI's taxonomy places the organism in Eukaryota, Metazoa, Arthropoda, Insecta, Diptera, Culicidae. The record is from RefSeq and is a predicted model, not a curated record.